AUGAGCCGCAGCCUUCUCCUCGGCGCCGGCCUGCUGGCGCAAUUGGCCGUCCCUGCUCUCGGUGCUGCUGCGCUGGUGGCCCAUGAGUCCCUCGCGAGCCUGCCCUCGGGCUGGACCAAGGUCAGCACUCCAGAUGCAGACACCACCAUUCAGCUGUCCGUCGCACUGGCCCUGCAGAAUGUCGACCAGCUUGAGAGCACGCUGCAGUCUCUCUCGACCCCCGGCAAUGCCGGCUACGGCCAGUUCCUGGACGUGGACGACAUUGCUUCUCAGUUCGGACCUGCCAAUUCGUCCGCCGAGGCCGUGACCAGUUGGCUCCAGGAAGCCGGCAUCACCCAGAUCUACAACUCGGGUCAAUCGAUCAACUUUGCCACCACUGUCAGCAAAGCAAACAGCCUUCUCGGGGCCGACUUCAACUACUACUCUGAUGGCGGUGCAGCCAAGUUGCGUACUUUGUCGUACUCCGUCCCAAGCGACAUCAAGUCCGACAUUGACCUCAUCUCGCCCACAACUUACUUUGGCAAGACCUCUACCUCUCGCGCCAUUAAAACAUACAAGAGCAAGCGCUCGCCCUCGACUACCACCACGUCGUCCAGCUCGGCUGUCUCCGUGGCCGCUUCCUGUCAGACAUCCAUCACACCUGCGUGCUUGAAGCAGAUGUACAAUGUCGGAAACUAUACCCCCAAUGCCCAGAGCGGCAGCCGAGUAGGCUUUGGAAGCUUCCUGAAUGAAUCCGCCAUCUAUGACGACCUGUUCGACUAUGAGGAGGUCAACGGAAUCCCGUUCCAGAACUGGACCAAGGUGUUUGUCAAUGACGCACUCAACUCUCAGGACCCAAAUGCCGGUUACGAUGGCGAGGCCAACCUCGAUGUUCAAAACAUCGUUGGCGUCUCCCACCCACUGCCUGUGACUGAGUUCCUUACCGGAGGAGCACCUCCGUUCAUCCCUAGUCUGGAUACGGCAACUGACGACAACGAGCCCUAUCUCCCGUAUUACGAGUAUCUUCUGUCCCAGAGCAACGCUGAUCUGCCGCAAGUCAUCUCUAACUCAUACGGUGACAAUGAAGAGACUGUGCCAUAUCUGUAUGCGAUUCGCGUUUGCACCUUGAUUGGAUUGACUGGAUUGAGAGGUAUCUCUGUCUUGGAAUCCAGCGGUGACUUGGGUGUUGGCGACGGAUGCUUGAGCAACGACGGCAAGAAUACCACCCAAUUCGAGCCCAUUUUCCCUGCAACCUGCCCCUACGUGACCUCAGUCGGAGGUACCCAGGCCGUCACCCCAGAGGUUGCAUGGACUGCCAGCUCCGGUGGAUUCAGCAACUACUUCCCCCGCGCCUGGUUCCAGGAGGCUGCUAUUGAGACCUACCUAGACAAAUACAUCAGCAGCGAGACCAAGGAAUACUACUCCCAAUACACCAACUUCGGCGGCCGUGGCUUCCCCGACAUUUCCGCACACAGUCUCCUUCCCGACUAUGCCAUUGUGUACAGUGGUGUCGUUGGUCCCAGUGGCGGUACCUCGGCUGCUUCUCCCACCUGGGCUGGUAUCAUUGCCUUGCUGAACGAUGCUCGUCUGGCCGCUGGCAAGUCCACUCUCGGCUACUUGAACCCAUUCUUCUACGCCAUUGGCUUCACUGCCCUCAACGACAUCACCGGCGGCGGUUCCGUUGGCUGCAACGGUAUUGACGGCCAGAGCGGCGAAGCCCAAGCCGGCGGCGGCAUUGUCCCCUACGCUUCGUGGAACGCUACCGUGGGCUGGGAUCCAGUUACUGGCCUUGGUACCCCCGACUUCCAAAAGUUGAAGGAGCUUGUGCUGUCCUUUUAA
This is a messenger RNA of Talaromyces atroroseus, 1818 nucleotides long. Its product is annotated as Tripeptidyl-peptidase sed4. Bases 1 to 1818 code for a protein of 605 amino acids. Gene Ontology annotation, molecular function: serine-type endopeptidase activity; tripeptidyl-peptidase activity. The record is from RefSeq and is a predicted model, not a curated record. The transcript is spliced from 4 exons. Gene Ontology annotation, biological process: proteolysis. NCBI's taxonomy places the organism in Eukaryota, Fungi, Ascomycota, Eurotiomycetes, Eurotiales, Trichocomaceae.